AUGGAACUGGUCAUUGCGCCACCGAAUCGCAUUGCUGCUGGGUCCAAGCUAGGUUCGCCACUUGUGGUGACUUUCAAAGCAUCCAAGCUGAGGCGUAGGCCAGUGACCGCAGAGGGCGGCGAAGGACAGGACCUGAGCGGCGUAUGGGCCUACAUUUCUUUGAUGAGCGAAGACAAAAGUCGAACCCUCGCACCGCCACGAACCGACCUGCUCCGCGGCCACCCAGCUGCGUCAAUACAUCCUCUCGACUCUGCUGCCCAGCGAGGAGGCAGUUCAUUUGCCUAUGCGGCGUUUCCAGACCUGACCAUCACAGCGCCUGGUCGAUAUUGUUUCUGUAUCAACGUGUUUGACAUGAACAGCUCAGACGGGCAGUCAACAACCACUAAGCUCCUACCAGCACUACACACCCAUGUCUUUGAUGUCAUAGAAGACACACACUUUGCACCCCGACAAGGUCAGCUCAAAACUUGCCACGCUCUUGUAUCAGAUCGGCUGACAUGA
Cyphellophora europaea CBS 101466 is the source of this 501-nucleotide messenger RNA. RefSeq lists its product as uncharacterized. The record is from RefSeq and is a predicted model, not a curated record. The transcript has 2 exons. Bases 1 to 501 code for a protein of 166 amino acids. Lineage: Eukaryota; Fungi; Ascomycota; Eurotiomycetes; Chaetothyriales; Cyphellophoraceae.